Scheffersomyces coipomensis is the source of this 1863-nucleotide messenger RNA. It is a transcript of the gene CAT2, whose product is annotated as carnitine O-acetyltransferase. The record is from RefSeq and is a predicted model, not a curated record. Gene Ontology annotation, molecular function: carnitine O-acetyltransferase activity. The transcript has a single exon. Gene Ontology annotation, cellular component: peroxisome; mitochondrion. The coding region runs from base 1 to 1863 and encodes 620 amino acids. Gene Ontology annotation, biological process: carnitine metabolic process. NCBI's taxonomy places the organism in Eukaryota, Fungi, Ascomycota, Pichiomycetes, Serinales, Debaryomycetaceae.
AUGUUCAGAUUAAGAGCUCAAUCCAAAUCAAUCAUCAUGCCAAUCUUAAAGAAAAAUUUAACUUCUUCAACUAUUAAAGGUGAUUUAUUUAAAUAUCAAUCUCAAUUACCAAAAUUACCAGUUCCAACUUUACAAGAAACUGGUUCGAAAUAUCUUAGAUCCAUUGAACCUUACUUAUCUCCUGAACAAUUGAAAUCAACCACUUCAAAAGUUGAAAAUUUCAUUAAUAAUGAAGGUCAAGUUUUACAAUCAAGAUUAGUUGAUUUUGCUCAAUCAAAAGAUAAUUGGUUAGCUGAAUUUUGGGAUGAUUAUGCUUAUAUGUCAUAUCGUGAUCCAGUUGUUCCUUAUGUAUCUUAUUUCUUCAGUCAUAAAGAUAUCAAUAAUCAAAUUGGUAAAGAUCAAUUAUUAAAAGCAACUUUAUUAACUUAUUAUACCGUUGAAUUCUUAGAACAAGUUCAAUCUGAAACUUUAGCUCCAGAAAUUAUUAAAGGUAAUCCAUUCUGUAUGAAUGCUUUCCAUUAUAUGUUUAAUAAUUCCAGAGUUCCAGCUCCAAAUGUUGAUAUUACUAAACAUUAUGAUGGUUCUAAACAUCAAUAUUUUAUCGUUAUUUAUAAUAAUAAUUUUUAUAAAGUUCCUCAUCAUGGAACUAAUGGGGAAAAAUUAUCAAAACUGCAAAUUUAUAAUUUAUUACAAUCGAUUAAAAAUUCAAAUGUUCCAAAAGGUGAAGGUGUUGGAGCUUUAACUUCUUUAAAUAGAGAUGAAUGGUUAGCAGCUUAUGAAAAUUUAAAAAAAUCUCCUAUAAAUGAUGCAUCAUUAGAAACUAUUUUUGCUUCAUCAUUUGUUAUUUGUUUAGAUAAUCAUAAUCCAAUCACUAUUGAAGAAAAAUCGAAAAAUUGUUGGCAUGGUGAUGGUCAAAAUAGAUUUUUUGACAAACCUUUAGAAUUCUUUAUUAGUGCUAAUGGUAAUUCUGGUUUCCUUGGUGAACAUUCAAGAAUGGAUGCUACUCCAACCGUUCAAUUAAAUAAUACUAUUUUAAAACAAAUCUCGGAAGAAGAUUCUCAUGCUUUAGUUGCUGAAAUUAAUCAAUCUCCAUCUAUAAUUGAUUAUAAACCAGAAUUAUUAUCCUUUGAUCUUAAUCCAGCUUCAAGAUUAAAUAUUAAUACUGCUAUUGAAAAAUUCAGUCAAACUAUUGCUGCUCAUGAUCAACAAAUUUUCCAACAUUAUGGUUAUGGUAAAGGAUUAAUUAAAAAAUUCAAAGUUUCUCCAGAUGCUUUUGUUCAAUUAUUAAUGCAAUUAUCUUAUUAUAAAUUAACUGGAAAAAUUAGACCAACUUAUGAAUCAGCCGCUACCAGAAAAUUCUUAAAAGGUAGAACUGAAACUGGUAGAUCUGUUUCAAUUGAAUCUAAAAAAUUCGUUGAAACUUGGUCUUCACCAACUGCCACCAUUGCUGAAAAAGUUGAAACUUUCCAAAAAGCCGCUAAACAACAUGUUACUUAUCUUUCUGAAGCUGCUGAUGGUAAAGGAGUUGAUCGUCAUUUAUUUGGGUUAAAACAAAUGAUUAAAUCAGGUGAAUCAGUUCCAGAAAUCUUUACUGAUCCAAUCUUCACUUAUUCUCAAACUUGGUAUAUCUCAUCAUCACAAAUUCCAUCUGAAUAUUUCCAAAGUUGGGGUUGGUCUCAAGUUAUUGAUGAUGGGUUUGGAUUGGCUUAUUUGAUUAAUAAUGAUUGGUUACAUAUUCAUAUCUCUUGUAAAAAGGGUAAUGGAUUGAAAUCAGACCAUUUGAAAGCAUACUUGAUUGAAUCAGCUAAUGAAUUAAAAGAUAUCUUAUCUCAAGGUUUAUUAGAUCCAAAACCAAAAUUAUAA